Messenger RNA from Protopolystoma xenopodis, 897 nucleotides. NCBI's taxonomy places the organism in Eukaryota, Metazoa, Platyhelminthes, Monogenea, Polystomatidea, Polystomatidae. The record is from the annotation of a GenBank genome assembly.
AUGUGGCGCCCUGUUCAGCCUAUCACAAUAGGGCAUCAGCCAUUUGCAGUCUGCCUAUGCGUCGACUUUUCACGUAUUUCUGCCUCAUUCGCUGCUUUGCACACAUUGUCCCCUUUUCCCAUUCUCCCGUUCCCUCCUCGUGCUCACGCUGUGGCCGCAUUCUGGCCAAUCAUAGCCUCUGACAACUGCUCCAAGGUGCACCCCAUUGUCCGCCUGACCAAUAGGCCUGUCACUUUUGCCAUUUUCACAAAGGGUACUUUUCGGUCAAAUCAGUUCUGCAAGAGUACACCGUCAGCCCACGCCCCUCACAGUUCAUAUGCCUCCGUCUGGCCCUAUCGCCCUCAUCUGCAUCCUCCUCCUCUCAGGCCUCACCGGUACCAAGUAGCCCCAGCAGAUCUGGAUCUUCAUCGUCCCGUCGGCGCGUUGAUCAGCCACUCGUCCGGACUCUGCGACGAGACGCCGAGUACGACUGACGCCCGGUCACGCGAUGGCCCGAAACCUCCACGACUGGACGGCUGUACCACUCGGUCGUCACUUUCCACCAUUAACCGCAUACCCGUACUGCGUACGGCUCUGGUGCAGACAACCUAUCCAGUCCAGACGUCUGGUGCCUGCGGAGGCAAGUUGGCAACUCGAACAAAUGUGCCCGUGUGUGGACAAGGUGUUGUGUCGUUUGUAGUCUCCGUGACCCACGUCGAUCCGGCCCAACUGGUGUGUUGCGCCACAACGAACGGGCGACUAGGCCGGUCUUCCGACCUCGAGCCCAGCAUGACCGAGGGCGCCGCGGUUCGAGUCCCCCUGGCCGCUGGCGGAGACAUACAUCCUGGCGGCCUCAUGGCCUGGCCUCAGGGCCCUCCGGUCUACUUUUUGGCGGCAAAUAAUGGUGCUCAAAUGUAA